Ogataea angusta is the source of this 2655-nucleotide messenger RNA. RefSeq lists its product as uncharacterized. The transcript has a single exon. NCBI's taxonomy places the organism in Eukaryota, Fungi, Ascomycota, Pichiomycetes, Pichiales, Pichiaceae. The record is from RefSeq and is a predicted model, not a curated record. Gene Ontology annotation, molecular function: protein binding. Gene Ontology annotation, biological process: positive regulation of TOR signaling. Bases 1 to 2655 code for a protein of 884 amino acids.
AUGUCCCACGAGUCGGAAAAGUCGCUCGAUAGACCCGCCGAGCGCGCGCCGGACCGCCCAUUGAGCAGCUCGCCGAGCGCCAUGUUUGUCAUGGACCACCACCGGCGCUCCAGCGGGCAGUUUUCGCGCAUGGCCUUCAACAUCUACGGCCUGUCCACCAACACAAGCCCGAACCCGUCCUCGUCGUCGGUGAGCCACGCGGUGCCGGCCUCGUCGCUCUCGAUCCUGCCGUCGUCGGCGUCGGUGUCGAAACACCACGCCGAGUCCAACAAAACGCGGCUGCACACCGUCAACGAGAUCCUCGCGUGCGCCAAGUCCAACGAAACACCCAACCUGUUUGUGGUCGGCGGGCCCAAGGCGCUGCAGCUCGUGAAAGUCGCCGCAAGCGAGAUCAGCGUCGAGUACGACCUCGUCGCGCCCAACGCCGGCUCCCGCAGCAACAAGUACGGCCUCGUCGCCGACGCAAAGUUCGGCUACCAGCAGUACGGCAGAAACAUCGCCAUCUCGACGCUGUCGGGCUCUAUUCACGUCUACAACCUCGACCGCGGCACGCGCGUGCGGUCCACGUUCAGCGACCACCAGCGCGCGGUCAACUCGAUCGACUUCAACCCGCUCAGCCCGCACACGCUGCUGUCCGGGUCGCAGGACGGCAAGAUGAAGAUCUGGGACCUGCGCACGAAAAACACCAAGGCCCAGCUCACAAUCCGCGGCAACUCCGACGCCGUGCGCUGCGUCCAGUUCAGCCCGCGCACAGCACGCAAUUUCUGCAGCAUUGCCGACUCCGGCGUGAUCCAGAAAUGGGACCUGCGCAAACCGUCCGCGUUCGAGCGCAAACUCAACGCGCACACGGGGCCCGGGCUCACGCUCGACUGGCACCCGGAACUCGACUACCUCAUCAGCGGCGGCCGCGACAAACAGCUGCAGGUCUGGAACAUGGGCCCCGGCAGCGACCACCAGCGUGAGCCGGAUCACGUGAUCAACACGGCGGGCGCGGUCUCGAAAGCGAGCUGGUGUCGCGGGCGGGGCAACGGCUCCGUGCUGACGACCGACGUGGCGACGUGCUUCCUGAACGACGACCCGUGCAUCCAGAUCUGGAGCCUGGCGCGCAAGCACGUGCCGAAGAACGUGAUCGAGCUGCACACAAACCAGGUGACCGGACUCGUGUGGAAAACGCCCAGGUACCUGGUGAGCGCGUCCAAGGACAAGACGCUGGUGCAGCACGACGUGAGCACGGAGCCGCGGCUUGUCGACACGCUGCCGACGAUGGCCGCCGCGUGGGACAGCCAGGCGGGAGCACGGCUGACGUUUGUGAGCCAGGACCGCAACCAGUUUGAGGAGACGGAGGAGCUAGUGCCCAGCGAGCCGUACCACCCGACAUCGCCCAAUCUCGUGGCCAAAGCGCGACCGGCGCUGCCACGACAGCCGUCGCAGUUCCAGCGGGCAGUGCGGUCUCCGUACGCUCUGCAGGCGGACAUUCCGAUCCCCGACAACGACACCGACGUUUUCAGGUUUCUGAGCUCCAACUAUCUCGUGCAAGUCCCCGACGGCAUGGAUCUGCUGCAAGUUUGCGACUACAACGCGUCGGUAGCCGCUGCGGCAGGCAGAUACCGCGACUGCCAGGUGUGGAAGACGAUCGAGGGCAGUAUUCUGUGGGAAGAAAACGACAAGGUGGUCCAGGGGCUGCAGGAGUUCCAUCUGGAGGAGCGCGACGGGGCUGUGCGGACGGAGAGCCGGUCGAGCCUGAACAACAGCGACCAUCUGAGCACGUCUGUGGACUCGUAUGACGGGGGGUUGAAUCGGGACGGCCGGUUUGGGCUCACUGCCAACGCAAACGAGAACGAGAACGCAAUCGUGGACGACGACGACGAGUGCUCGGGUCACGUGACACGGGCGAUCGAGAUCAAGCGCGCGUCGGACUCGCUGGCGCGCCACACGUUCUCGUUCACCGGCACGAGCGUCGACCUCGACAACGAGAAACUGCAGCUGUCGGGCUCGCCGCACUCAAAGUACAGGUCCAAGAAGCUGUCGAUGACGCAGAUGGCGUCGCUGAGCUCGUCGCCCGCCAAGAGCCUCCGGCUGCUACCAAAAGAGGUGCCGGUGUCGAAAGAGCCCGCGACGCCGUGGAACCCGGUCGACCUCGUGCGCCAGGCCGCCGUGUACAGCAGCACGCAGGGCGACACGACCAUGUGCGCAACGCUGGCGUUGCUGUUUGGAAAAAGAUACCCCCAGGCGCUGUCGGAAUUGGAGUGCCAGGACUGGAUCCUCACUUACCACGACUUGCUGCAACGGCGGUGUCUUUUUGCUGUGAGCGCCAAUGUCCUCAAGACGGCGGCCAUGCAGUACGAGCUGUUCACCAAGAUCGGCCAGUCGCAGACGUCGUUCCGGCUGUUCUGCCAGCACUGCAACACGCCGAUUCUCAACGAGCACAGCAAAAACAUGUGGCUCCAGGACCCGGAGAUCGAGUUUGGGUUCUGGUACUGCGACCGGUGCGGCAAAACGCAGGGCGGAUGUAUCUAUUGCAACGAGCCCGCCAAGGGCGCGUGUGUUGUUCUGGAACGGUGCGGCCACAAGGGCCACUUUGGAUGCUUGCGCACCUGGUUUGUCGACAACAUGGAGGACUGCUGUCCCGGCUGCGGCACCGAGUGUGUCAGAUAG